Catharus ustulatus (Swainson's thrush) is the source of this 1656-nucleotide messenger RNA. RefSeq names its product dephospho-CoA kinase domain containing (gene DCAKD). NCBI's taxonomy places the organism in Eukaryota, Metazoa, Chordata, Aves, Passeriformes, Turdidae. The coding region runs from base 213 to 902 and encodes 229 amino acids. The record is from RefSeq and is a predicted model, not a curated record. Gene Ontology annotation, molecular function: dephospho-CoA kinase activity; ATP binding. The transcript has 5 exons. Gene Ontology annotation, biological process: coenzyme A biosynthetic process.
CCCCGCCGGACGGAGAGCCGCGGCCCGUCCCCCCGCUCGCCCAUUCCCCGCUGAGGCCGCGGUGCUCGCGUCUCCGCCCGCUUCCUGCGUGAGGGGUGGGUCGAGUCUAAUGAGGGCGGCGCCGAUUGGCUCGGAGAGACGCCCCCCAUCGUCCCACAGCCAAUAGGCGUGCGGGACACUGCGGCGGGUGUGAAGCCGGGCAGAGGAGCACGAUGUUCCUGGUGGGACUCUCGGGUGGGAUCGCAUCGGGGAAGAGCACAGUGGUGGCGGUGCUGCGGGAGCUGGGCUGUGCCGUGAUCGAUGCCGAUGUUAUUGCCAGGCAGGUGGUGCAGCCCCACUCCAAGGCCCAUCAGCAGAUCCUGCAGCACUUUGGCACCGAGAUCCUCCUGGAGAACGGCGAGAUAAAUCGUGAGGCUCUUGGAAACAUUGUCUUCUCCCAGCCAGAGAAACGGCGGCUGCUGAACUCCAUCACCCACCCUGAGAUCCUGAAGGAGAUGCUGAAGCAGGUCCUGAAGUACUUUGUACUCGGCUAUCACUACGUGAUCCUUGACAUCCCUCUGCUCUUCGAGACCCGCGGAUUGACCAGGUUUAUGAAAUACACAGUGCUGGUUUAUUGUGACCCCCCGACGCAGCUGGCGCGGCUGAUGAAGAGGAACGGGUUGGGCGUGGCCGAGGCCGAAGCUCGGAUCAGCGCCCAGCUGCCCCUGGAAGAGAAGCGCAAAUGGGCCACGCAUGUCAUCGACAACUGCGGGGACCGGGAGAGCACCCGCCGGCAGGUGCUGCGCCUGCACGCCCACCUCGAGGAUUCCCUGCAUUUCCUCUGGGCACGCCUGGCCGUGGGCACGGCUGUGGCUGGGCUCGGAGGGCUGGUGUUCCUCCUCAUCCGGCAUUUCAUCUCUUAAUUCACCUUUUCUCUUAGUCAGGGAAGGGGCCUGAAUUUCCCUGUUUGAAAAGGGCAGUGAAAGGCCACCUCUGUUAAUGAGCUUUGCCAGCUGAAUGCAGACAGCGGUAUGAGGCGUCUCCUUGCACGCUUCCCAAGGUGAACACAGCCAGAGCGUUUUUCAGGCACGUUCUCCUUGCUCAGGUUCUCACCCACCAGCUGUGUCUGUGGGAUGAGGCCCUUGUCCCCAUGUGGGUCUCUGUUGUGGGUCUUCAGUAAGCUGAGGCACUUUAAUCGGGUACAAUCUCACCUUAAUCGGGUACAAUCUCACUUUAAUGUCUUCCAGGACAAUCUCCUCCCUAGGGCUGGGUGUCUUUUCAGGCCCUAUUAUUGCCUCCUGUGAUUCCUCAUAGCUCAGCCCUCCUAAUCCAAAUUUUGACUUGGGAUUUCCCCUCUUUCAUGUUGAUUUAAUGAAAACUUGUUAAAUCAGCAAAGGGGAGGACAGCACCUCCUUCACAUGGAUAGGGUGUUCAGAUGGCUGCUCCUCCCCCCUGCCCUCUGUUUCUGUAGCCAUCACUUGUGGGUCAUCCUUGGCUUUGGAUCCGAGGCUCUGAUCCACCUUGUAGCAAGCUGGGCUCUGCCUCGUUCAAACUCAUUUCCUGCUGUAUGAGCUUCCUUCGGCGGCAGUUUCCCGGUGGGAGAGCCGAGUCUGGGCGAGGCGGGUGCUGGAUCUUCACUUUUGUUUUAAUAAAACACUGAACAGCAGCUGCUCUGCA